AUGUCUGGCAGUUUGUAUCCCCAGCUGCCGGACGUCUCGGACAUUUCGGACGAUCCCAAGUCACCAAGCAGUUCGGUCCCUCCCAAAUCUCAGUCCAAACGUAGAUGGGAGGAGGACGCACCAUCAGACAAGGAUGGGAUUCCGCAGCUGACAGACAAACCUCGCGAAGAAACGGAGAAACCGAACGAGCCACCAAGUCAAACCUAUAACCAUGGCAAAGGCUCAAAGACCGUCCAGAAGCCCCUUGCCGACUGCAGUCCGGAUUUCCGUUUUGCCCUAGAACAGACGACCGAAUCGGAAGUACGCCAAUUGCGAUCAACCUUGCGUGAAUUCACUCCAACAGAGGUUCAAGAAUUUAUUGACAAGGAGAAAAAGACUGAACACACCCGUCACACCCUCUUUGAUCGCGUAUACCAACAACUCAGUGGAAUAAGGAGACUCAAGUCCGGCUCUGAGCCUACCCAGGAAGAAAAUAACAACAUCACCAAAGAGAUCGAGUCUUACGUUGAUGCUAUUAUGGACUCUAUUGGGGAUGCAAUCGUCAAGGCCAUGGACGACGACCGGAAUCAACGGAAGCAGAAAGCGCUGAACUAUCUGCAUGCCCACCCCUUCCCAACGCCCACUCCCGACCAACUUAAAGCUAAGGCCCAAGGUGAAUGGGACGAAAUGCGAGCCAAAAAUUUAAAGGAGUCCAUUGCCGGCUGGGAUCCAGAUCUCCGUUCAGCCGUGGAGAAGGCGUCUGGGAUAGAAACAGCCAAACGACGAUUGGAUUGGGAGGGAAUUGAACGAUCUGGCAUUGGGACGACGUCAAAUUCCGGUUCUGAGCCCACCGAUGAAGAGGUGAGAGAGCAGGUCAUGUCGCACAGCGGUUCUAUCGCAAGCUACUUCGGAGACGCAAUCACCAAGGUCUUAGAAGACGACAAGAAAAAGUCCGAGGGCCUUCAUACUCCUCAACAGAAGCGGAAGGCGGUGAAUCGCGUUCUCAAACUGAUGAAGCAGAAUGCUUCAUUCUACAAGCUGCUUGGUGUAAAGCCGAGUGCCAUCGAAGCAGAGAUCAAAAAAGCCCAGAACAAUAUCGUGAUUACACUUCAUCCAGACCAGAACAAGGACGAAGCUGCGGAGGAAUGUAGUAAAGUCAUCAACGGCGCGGCGCAGACCCUUUGCGACGAGCGGAAGAGUAACCAAUACGACACUUUUCUCAAGAAUAACCCUCCUCCCGACGAUGCGGAUACCUUCGACGAGGAAUUUGAUCCCGGAGCGUUCGAUGAUGGUGAUGAUGACAGCGACGACGCAAUGGACGAUGACGACGAUCCAGACAGCGAAGAGGACGAGGAAGCCAACUACCCACGUCCCUCAAAGCAAGUCCAGAAAGCGCAUGCCGCUAUAGGCGACAGGAUCAUUAAACCAUUCUUUAGGGAGUUCGACGGCCCUAUCAAAGUAGCCCAGCUCGCCAGGGCUCUAUCUCGACAUGAUCAGACCAUCCAGGACGACAAUCAAAAAAAUAAACGACCUGAUCUUGACUUGUUCAUAGUGCCCCCUAAGAAGCUGCUAGCUUGUCAAUACAGACAGCGAACAAUUGUUGAGUAUUACAAAGGCGGGUUGACCAAACCUGAACGGGUGCAGAAGGACCUACAGUCGCUGCAGGAUUACUUCGUGAAGACUCGAAGGCGAGGUCUUUACCAAUGGCCAGAGGCGUGGACUGAGCUUCUCAUGAAGCCUUUGCGGAAGCGACUCGGUGACCUAGGGCUGCCCAACGAGCAAGCUGAGACGAAACCAACCACGGAGAAGCCCGAGCAAGCUAAAUCCAGUCAACCCCGGUCGGCUCAAGGGAAUUCCACCAAGGGGUCGACUUCAGAGGACACAGAGAUGCCAGAUGCCGCCGCCAAUGACGGGCCGCCGCCUCAAGAAACACCAGUCCAGCAAAAAGAACUAAGGGACUUGGCCUAUUCGUAUCCCCUCCGAGGUAGAGGCGGCUUUUUCAGCUUUAAACUGUUCGUCGAGGUUGAAGGGCCUAAUCCGCUCAAGGUGAAGCGGUCCGACGAGGUCGAUGAUGAUCAAAUACUGGGAUGCCGCAGAUCGCAGAGUUUACACAACAUUAAGAAAAAAGAGAUGAUGUACCGUAUGCUUAAGGAGACAGACUUCGUACGGAUCAAAGGCGUGACGUGGUUGCCGGAGACCGGGACUGACGAGCGGACAUGCUGGACUUGGGUCUGGGUCGAGAUACGGAAUGUUUCUGACCACGAACGAGCCCAUUAUGAGCCGGUCGGCCCUGCGCGACUGGCUUACCAAGAAAAUGGCCGAUAAGAAGAUCGAUGAGUUCGUGGUCGCGAAGAGAAUCAUUCCACCCUUUAUCAUUAAC
Molecule: messenger RNA, 2359 nt
Organism: Pseudomassariella vexata
Lineage: Eukaryota; Fungi; Ascomycota; Sordariomycetes; Amphisphaeriales; Pseudomassariaceae
Exons: 3
Coding region: 1-2304 (767 amino acids)
Biological process (GO): protein refolding
Cellular component (GO): cytoplasm
Source: RefSeq, a predicted model, not a curated record